This is a messenger RNA of Myripristis murdjan (pinecone soldierfish), 2781 nucleotides long. RefSeq names its product alkaline phosphatase, biomineralization associated (gene alpl). Gene Ontology annotation, molecular function: alkaline phosphatase activity. Lineage: Eukaryota; Metazoa; Chordata; Actinopteri; Holocentriformes; Holocentridae. The coding region runs from base 436 to 2019 and encodes 527 amino acids. Gene Ontology annotation, biological process: dephosphorylation. The record is from RefSeq and is a predicted model, not a curated record. Gene Ontology annotation, cellular component: plasma membrane. The transcript has 12 exons.
GGUCGCGUACACCAUAAGUGCCAUUGUGAAGGAAGCUGGCAGACACCUGCUGCAGGCUGCUGUAGAGGCUCAGGCACAGAGCUGAGGGGUGUUGAUCUUGCAGUAGCCUCAAUUCCUGACUCAAGUUGGGCUUCAGACCGGGACGCUUUUUUACCAUGGCUGAUGAGGGAUUUAUUACCGGCAAUGUGGUAGUGACCACCUUCCUGUCCGCCAUGCUGCUGGCGGCGGUGGUGGUACUGCUCUGCUACUUCACCUGCAGACUGGCUGGCUCGCUGCCUCUAGGCGGGCCAAUGCGCUUCUGAGACCACCAGCUAUCACUGGCCCGCUGCAUGUCAAAAAUGUAGUGAGACGACUGCAGACGGGCUCCCUUGGUCUUUUCAAAGUGGCAUGUUAUGGCUGUCUAGGGUAACACGUCAGCCGUAGAGAGACAACAACAUGGAAGUGAAAACCUUGCUCAUCAUCUGCCCCUGUCUGCUCUUGGGAAGCCUGGGGAAGCCACAAUUCCCUGAGCAAGAGAAAGAAGCCAAGUUUUGGAACGCAUGGGCCCAGAAGACAUUGAAGAACGCUCUGGCUCUCCAAGAGCUCAAUAAGAAUAAAGCAAAGAACCUUAUCCUCUUCCUUGGAGAUGGAAUGGGCGUUCCCACGGUGACUGCUGCACGAAUUCUGAAGGGGCAGCUGCACGGACAGAGUGGAGAGGAGACCCAGCUGGAGAUGGACAAGUUCCCCUUUGUAGCUUUGGCCAAGACGUAUAACACCAAUGCACAGGUGGCCGACAGUGCUGGUACUGCCACGGCAUACCUCUGCGGGGUCAAAGCCAAUGAGGGCACGGUGGGCGUGACUGCAGCUGCCGUCCGAUCCCAGUGUAACACCACACAGGGCAACGAGGUGACCUCCAUCCUCAAAUGGGCUAAAGAUGCAGGCAAGUCCGUGGGAAUAGUGACAACAACCCGUAUUAACCAUGCCACCCCCAGCGCUGCUUAUGCCCACUCUGUGGACAGGGACUGGUACUCUGAUAAUGAGAUGCCAGCAGAAGCAGUGCAGGCAGGCUGCAAGGACAUCGCCAGACAACUCUUUGAAAAUAUCCCCAACAUUAAUGUGAUUAUGGGUGGAGGGAGGAAGUAUAUGUUCCCCAAAAACAUGUCGGAUGUAGAGUAUCCCAACAUAUCAAAGUACAGCGGCUGCCGGAAGGAUGGAAGGAACUUGGUGAAGGAGUGGACUGACCAAAUGAAGGACAAAAAAGCCCAUUAUGUAUGGAACAAGAAGGAUCUCUUAUCACUGAAUCCUAACAACGUGGAUUACUUACUGGGUCUCUUUAAACCUGUGGAUCUGCCCUAUCACUUGGAGAGGAACCUUGAGACCGAUCCCUCACUGACAGAGAUGGUGGAUGUGGCCAUCAAGAUCCUGAAAAAGAACCCCAAUGGAUUUUACCUGCUGGUGGAAGGAGGCCGUAUUGACCAUGGGCACCAUGAGGGCAAGGCCAAGCAGGCGCUGCACGAGGCUGUGGAGAUGGACCGGGCCAUUGGACGAGCGGGUCUCCUAACCAACAUCCACGAUACCUUGACUGUAGUGACAGCUGACCAUUCCCACAUGUUCAACUUUGGAGGCUACACACCUAGAGGGAACACGAUUUUUGGUCUGGCCCCCAUGAUGAGCGAUGUUGACCAGAAACCCUUCACUUCCAUCCUGUAUGGGAACGGACCAGGUUUCAAAGUCGUUAAUGGUGCAAGGGAGAACGUCUCGACUGUUGAUUACCAGGAAAACAACUACCAGGCCCAGUCAGCGGUGCCUCUGGCUAUGGAGACUCACGGAGGAGAGGACGUGGCUGUGUUUUCUAAGGGUCCCAUGGCUCACCUGCUGCACGGCGUGCACGAGCAAAACUAUAUCCCCCAUGUAAUGGCAUAUGCAGCCUGCAUCGGUCAGAACAGAGAACACUGUUACUCAUCCAGCGGGGCGGCCACUGUAAACCUAGCUUUCUCCAGCAUAGCAGCCCUUCUCACAGUCACAUGGCUUCUGUGCUGACCUUCCUCCAACACUCUGCUCACACCCUCCCUCCCCAAUUCAUCCGCCUAAUACUCCCACACAACCUUUAACUCGUUAUACAGUUUAUAAUUUCUAUUUGUGCUCUUUUUUUUAUUUCUUCACAUUUUACUCUUCACAGUUUUGAUCAAGGGACCACUGUUGAGGCAUUUUAACCUUCAUAUUUUGAUUAUUAACAGAGAGAAGCAGACUUAUAUCAUGUUUGGUCUGUUGAAAUAGACCUGUUGGAAUUUGCAAAACUGUAUUACGAAAUAAUGCAUCACCCCUGAUACACUGAAGGUCAGCUUGAAUUGGUUGUUGUGUGGAUAAAUAACCACAUACUCGGAGAUCGUAGUUUGUUGAAGGUUUUUAAGCACUUUUAGCUGGCCUGUUGAAAACCUGUCGUGUAAUUAAUGUAAACCCUCUCGAACUGAAUAGAUUGGCUUUGCAAGUGUUUGAAUAUGUUUGACCCUUUUUCAUAUUAUUCAAUGUUCUGUUGACAGAAUCUACCUCAUAAGCUUCCAUCAGAUCUCUCAUGUGUCACGGUGUGCUCAGAGAAACAGGUUUCCAUUUGGAACAGCAAAUUUCUUGAAGAAGGCAGAGGCCUUUGAAUGUAUAAAAGUGAAAAAAGAUGGCAUGCAAUUGUUAUCCUGCAGUAUGUGCAUUCUCCCACAAUGCACUAAAGAUAAGGCCCCCUUACUAUCAUUGUAUUCAAAAGCAGAAGUUGUGAAAUCUCUUAACCAAUAAAAGAAAUUGUGAUGGUUU